AUGGGAUUAACCACUUCAAUCCAGAUGAUUGGAAUUGGAAUCUCAAAUGUUAUUGUUGGAAAAAUUCUUGGAGAUCAGCAUCCGACUGAACUCACUAAUUGGAAAUAUGUGAUGAUUUUUCUGUUGGCAAAUACCUUGGCCUGUGUUGUUACUUCUGUGCUUCUGAAUAUUGUUGACAAGCGAAAGGGCAAAGUAUUGAAUCAGAGUCGUGCACAACGUCGCAGACAACAGUCCCUUUUGCACAACACAGCUUCUGCGCAUAGUGAAGUUUUCAUUUUUUCUUUUUUUUUUUCUCCCUUUUUUCUCCCAUUUUCUCUUUUUUACUUUUUUCUCCUUUUUUUCUUCUCUUUUUCCAUUUUUUCUUCUCUUUUUCCAUUUUUUCCUCUUUUUUUCCAUUUUUUCCUUUUUCCAUUUUCCUUCCCUCCUUUUUCCAUUUUCCUUCCCUCCUUUUUUCCAUUUUCCUUCCCUCUUUUUUUUUUUCCAUUUUCCUUCCCUCUUUUUUUUUUUCCAUUUUCCUUCCCUCUUUUUUUUUUUCCAUUUUCCUUCCCUCUUUUUUUUUCCAUCUUUUUUUUUCCAUCUUUUUUCCAUUUUUUUUUUUUUUUUCCAUCUUUUUUUCCAUCUUUUUUUUUUUUCAUUUUCUUUUUUUUUUUUUUUUUUCCACUUUUUUUCUUUUUUUUUUUCCACUUUUUUUUCUUUUUUCUCUUUUCCACUUUUUUUUAUUUUUUUUUCUUUUUUUUCUUUUUUCUCUUUUUCCACUUUUUUUUACUUUUUUUUCUAUUUUUUCUCUUUUCCACUUUUUUUUCUAUUUUUUCUCUUUUCCACUUUUUUUUCUAUUUUUUCUCUUUUCCACUUUUUUUUCUAUUUUUUCUCUUUUCCACUUUUUUUUCUAUUUUUUCUCUUUUCCUUUUUUUUUUUUUUCUAUUUUUUCUGUUUACUAAAAAAAAAAAAUUCAAGUCAGCCAUCAAUUUUAAGCAUGACUAA
Molecule: messenger RNA, 981 nt
Organism: Acanthosepion pharaonis
Lineage: Eukaryota; Metazoa; Mollusca; Cephalopoda; Sepiida; Sepiidae
Source: the annotation of a GenBank genome assembly